UUAAGUUUUGGUCUUUUUUUGGUCCUGGAUUCUUGAUAUUUCUAUGAAAAAUUCAUUCUUGAUUUCCACAUUUCAACUUUGUUAUUGAAGUUUACAUCUUGACCUUUUUUUUCUUUUUUUGGAAUUUCAAUUCUUUGUAUGUAUUCAAAUUCUUUUGAACAAAAAGUAAAGGAAAAAAAAAGGAAAAUUCUUUAGUGUUGUGAGUAGUUAGAGUUUUACUGGACCUUUUGGCCAACUUUGUUGUGAUACAAUGAGUUUUCUAACAGGAGCACCAAAAAAUUCAUGGCAACCAGCUAUGACAGUUGAUACAACAACAUCAAAUUAUUGGUUGAAUUGGAGGGUUACAUUGUGCUCCAUUUGGAUUCUUGCUUCAAUGGUUUUUGCAUCCAUUCUCAUAACAAAGUACGAAGGUCCUAGUGGUAUAAGAAAUAGGAGGAGAGAACAGGAGAAAGACUCCCCUGGACUUUUGUAUGAAGAUGAAGUUUGGAAACCAUGUCUUAAAACUAUACAUCCUGGUUGGCUUCUUGGAUAUAGAGUCGUCGCGUUUUUAAUUCUCUUGUUAUUGUUAAUCUUGAAUGUUGCUGUUGAUGGAGGGGAACUCUUUUACUACUAUACACAGUGGACAUUCACAUUGAUUACAAUUUAUUUCGGGCUUGGAUCUGUGCUCUCAAUGUAUGGAUGUUACCAAUAUCACAAUAAGGUUGGUGGUGAUGGAAUUGGUAACGAGAGGGCAGACGCUGAGUAUGGUUCACGAAGAUUGACUGUGAAUAUAGAAAGUAACAGCAGUACAAAUGCUGCAAAACAGGUAGGGGAAAAUGCAGAACAGAGUUCUCGCCAAAUUGCUGACUUCUGGGGAUAUGUUUUUCAGAUAAUUUUCCAGAUGAAUGCAGGAGCAGUAACGCUUACUGACUGCGUCUUCUGGUUUAUACUUGUUCCAUUUCUGACCAUUAGAGGCUACAAUUUAAACUUUUGGAUUAUAAACAUGCAUUCGAUCAAUGUUGUGUUUCUACUUGGUGAUACAGCUCUCAACUGUUUGCGUUUCCCUUGGUUUCGAAUUGGAUAUUUCUUUCUGUGGACAGCAGUUUAUGUUGUUUUUCAAUGGGCAGUCCAUGCCUGUAUAUCAAUAUGGUGGCCUUAUCCAUUUCUUGAUCUGUCAUCUUCAUUUUCUCCUCUCUGGUAUUCAUCGGUGGCGGUGAUGCACAUACCAUGCUAUGGCAUUUUUGUUUUGGUAAUGAAGCUGAAACACCAUUUGUUAAAGAAAUGGUUUCCUCACUCUUAUCAGUGUGCAGGAUGAUGCUAAGCAAGGGAUUUUAUGCCUUAAAAGGCAGCUAGCUAUUGUCAAGGGAAAAUGAGAAAAGAUAACCACAAAUAGCAGAGAAGGCAACAUGAGUUCAUUUUUUGAACAAUACAACAUGGGUGUUUGGUCCUUGUUUCCCCAGAAAAGGAAAAAAGGGUAACAAGAAAAGGAAAACAAAAUAUUACUGUAUGUAGCAAAAUAGCAGUAAAUCUUUAGAGGUUAUACAAAAAAAAAAUAGAGGGAUAGAGUUUUGGAUUUGCAAGAUAUACAUGUAGCCUAAACAUGCAAAACAAAUAUUUAUUGAUUAUAUAAA
Molecule: messenger RNA, 1610 nt
Organism: Solanum dulcamara
Lineage: Eukaryota; Viridiplantae; Streptophyta; Magnoliopsida; Solanales; Solanaceae
Exons: 8
Coding region: 251-1294 (347 amino acids)
Cellular component (GO): membrane
Source: RefSeq, a predicted model, not a curated record